UAACUCGUUUCCCAACUCAGUCACCUUCUAUCUUUCGUCUUCUCUAUCAUUCUCUCUCUCUAACCCUUUUUUUUCUCACUCACUGCACAAACAUAAACACAAACACAUUGCGUGCAUUCAUCCUUGUUACGGUGAAACCCUUUUUCGUCUUUUCACACUAGCCCUUUUCUCAAAUCAAAUCGCACGGUCAUUCUUCUACCACGUCACCUUCGUCUUCUUCAUACCCUCCCCACCUUCCCUUUCUGCCUCAACCCCCUUUUUCACUAUAUAACCCGAUUUUCACCCUUUUAGGGUUUCGCUUUUUCAUUCUCAAUCACACUGCGCCUCCUUCAAAAUCGUUCGUAAUUUUCAUCACUCCCAAUUUCAUCAUCGUUGCUUCCUUCAAAUUCUCGAUUCAGGGUUUGGAUUGAUAAUUGAGAUCUGUUCGUGGGUGGUUUGAAAAUUUUGAAUUGGGUUACCAAACGCGCUUUUUGGCGGCAGUUUGGUGUUGUUAUGUAUGAUGGCUAUUGAGAAGAACAGUUUUAAGGUGUCAAGGGUUGAUACUGAGUGUGAACCGAUGAGUAAAGAGAGUAUGUCUAGUGGUGAUGAAGAGGAUGUUCAACGGCGGAAUUCGGGGAAUGAAUCUGAUGAGGAUGAUGAUGAGUUUGAUGAUGCUGAUUCUGGGGCGGGUUCGGAUGAUUUUGAUUUGCUUGAAUUGGGUGAGACUGGGGCUGAGUUUUGUCAAAUUGGGAAUCAGACUUGUAGUAUUCCAUUGGAGCUUUAUGAUCUUUCGGGGCUUGAAGAUAUACUUUCGGUUGAUGUGUGGAAUGAUUGUUUGAGUGAAGAGGAGAGGUUUGAACUUGCUAAGUAUCUUCCUGAUAUGGAUCAAGAGACAUUUGUUCAGACAUUGAAAGAGCUUUUUACGGGUUGUAACUUUCAGUUUGGGAGUCCUGUGAAGAAGUUGUUUGAUAUGCUGAAGGGUGGUUUGUGUGAGCCGAGAGUUGCGCUUUACAGGGAGGGGUUGAAUUUUGUUCAGAAGCGCCAACAUUAUCAUUUGUUGAAGAAACAUCAGAACACCAUGGUUAGCAAUCUUUGUCAGAUGAGAGAUGCUUGGCUCAACUGCAGAGGGUACAGUAUUGAAGAAAGGCUCCGUGUUCUGAAUAUUAUGACCAGUCAAAAGAGUUUGAUGGGUGAGAAGAUGGACGAUUUGGAGGCUGAUUCUUCAGAAGAGUCCGGUGAAGGUAUGUGGAGUAGGAAGAACAAGGAUAAGAAAAAUGCCCAGAAAUUGGGUCGUUUUCCUUUCCAAGGUGUGGGUUCAGGUUUAGAUUUCCAUCCGCGAGAACAAUCAAUGGUUAUGGAACAAGAGAAGUAUAGCAAGCAAAACCCUAAAGGUAUACUCAAGCUGGCUGGUUCGAAGACACAUCUAGCAAAGGACCCAACUGCUCACUCGUCUUCUGUCUACCAUGGUUUGGAUAUGAACCCCAGGCUUAAUGGUUCAGCUUUUGCUCACCCUCAACAUAAUAUAUCAACUGGAUAUGAUUUGGGAUCAAUCCGCAGGACGAGGGAUCAGUUGUGGAAUGGCGACAAUGAGGAGGAAAUUUCGUAUCGAGAUCGUAAUGCAUUACGAGGCAGCCUGAUGGACAUGUCUAGUGCUCUGAGAGUGGGAAAGAGGCACGACCUUCUGAGAGGUGAUGAAAUAGAGGGUGGCAAUUUGAUGGGUCUGUCUAUGUCUUCAAAGACUGAUCUACGUGGAUACACCAGAAAUCCAAACCAAUCCUCUGAUAUGCAGUUGUUCGCAGCAAAGCCACCUUCUAAGAAAAAGGGUAAGUAUGCUGAAAAUGUUCAACAAUUUGUAGGUUCUAGGGGUUCAAAGUUAUCGCAUAACGUUGAUUCGAUCCACUCACCAGAUCCUGAUGAUCUUUUCUACAACAAAAGACCAGCACAGGAACUUGGUAUGAGUUCUUUAUUUAAAUAUGAAGAUUGGAAUCCUAAGAGCAAGAAACGGAAAGCUGAGAGAGAGUCUCCUGAUCUCAGUUAUACAGCUUAUAGGUCUUCCUCACCACAGGUCAGCAAUAGACUUUUUUCGUCAGAUUUUAGAACAAAAUCAUCGCAAGAGAAGAUCAGAGGGAGUUUUGUACAGAAUGGAAGAAAAGAUAUGAAGCCUUUGAGGGGUAGCCAUAUGCUUGCAAGAGGUGAAGAAACUGAAUCAGAUUCCUCAGAACAGUGGGAUGAUGAUGAUGAUAAUAAUCCUUUAUUGCAGAGCAAAUUUGCUUACCCAAUUGGUAAAGCUGCUGGUUCUCUCACAAAACCAUUGAAGUCUCAUCUAGAUCCUAUGAAGGCCAAAUUCAGUAGGACAGAUAUGAAGGCAACACAAUCCAAAAAGAUAGGUGGCUUUGCAGAGCAGGGGAACAUGCAUGGUGCAGAUAAUUACCUUUCAAAAAAUGCAAAGAAGAGUAAAAUAUUCAAUGGCAGUCCUGUGCGUAACCCUGCUGGCAAAUUCAUGGAAGAGAACUAUCCCUCAGUAUCAGAUAUGCUAAAUGGUGGUCAUGAUGAUUGGAGACAAUUAUACAAAAGCAAGAAUGAUCAAAUACGAGAUGAACCUGUUCAAAGGUUUGACAUGCCCUCAUCAACUUCAUAUGCUGCUGAGCAUAAGAAGAAAGGGAGAAUUGGCCUUGAUCAUUCCAGUAUGAGGUCAAAAUAUUUACAUGAUUAUGGUAAUGAUGAGGAUGACUCACUUGAGAAUCGGUUGUUAGCGGAUGAAAAUGGAGUUGGACAGAGUAGGUUUUGGAGAAAAGGGCAGAAAAAUGUUGCACAUAAGGAUGAUCGUGAUGAAAGAUCUGAGGUACCAUUACUUGGUUGUAACUCAGCAAUGAAGAAGCGAAAAAUGAAGUUUGGUGCAGCAGAUUUUGGUGAAAGAGAUGAAGAUGCCAAUCUUCUGUCAAGCAAUCCUUCCAAAAUAGAUGAUUUGCCUGCUUUUUCUUUGAAAAGAAAGUCAAAGAAAAAACCAGGGGCUGAGAUGGUUAUUUCUGAAAUGGAGAAUUCUGAACUGCCUCUUACUCAUACGGUGACGGCAGACGUAGAAGUGGAGACCAAGCCACAGAAAAAGCCAUAUAUUUUGAUCACACCUACUGUUCAUACUGGAUUUUCAUUUUCUAUUAUGCAUCUUCUUACUGCAGUCCGCACAGCAAUGAUUAGUCCACCUGAAGUAGAAAGUUUGGAGGCGGGGAAGCCUGUAGAACAGCAGAACAAAGCGCAGGAAGACAGUCUCAAUGGUGUUAUUUCUAGCGAUAAGGUGGAUGAUAAGGUGGCUGCCAAUGUUGAACCUUCUGACCAAAAGAAUGUGCCAUCUCUUACCAUUCAGGAGAUCGUCAAUCGUGUGAGAUCAAACCCUGGUGAUCCCUGUAUUCUUGAGACACAAGAGCCACUGCAGGAUUUGGUUAGAGGUGUUCUAAAGAUAUUCUCUUCCAAAACAGCACCUUUAGGAGCAAAGGGUUGGAAGGUACUAGCAGUUUAUGAAAAAUCUACCAGAAGUUGGUCAUGGAUUGGCCCGGUUUUACACAACUCAUCUGACCAUGAUCCCAUUGAGGAAGUGACAUCUCCCGAAGCUUGGGGCCUUCCUCAUAAGAUGCUCGUCAAGUUGGUCGAUUCCUUCGCCAAUUGGUUGAAAUGUGGUCAGGAUACUCUUAAACAAAUAGGAAGUCUCCCUGCACCACCCUUGGAAUUGAUGCAAAUCAACCUUGAUGAGAAGGAACGGUUUAGAGACCUAAGGGCCCAAAAGAGUCUUAACACCAUAAGCCCAAGUUCAGAGGAAGUGAGGGCUUAUUUUCGCAAGGAGGAACUUCUCAGGUACUCAAUUCCGGAUAGAGCUUUCUCAUAUACUGCAGCUGAUGGUAAAAAGUCUAUUGUGGCUCCAUUGAGAAGAUGUGGUGGUAAGCCAACAUCAAAAGCCAGAGACCAUUUUAUGUUGAAACGUGAUCGUCCACCACAUGUUACAAUUCUCUGUCUUGUCAGAGAUGCAGCUGCUAGGUUGCCUGGAAGUAUUGGUACUAGAGCAGAUGUUUGUACAUUAAUUCGAGAUUCUCAAUACAUUGUUGAAGAUGUCUCUGAUGAAAAAAUUAACCAAGUAGUUAGUGGAGCCUUGGAUAGAUUGCAUUAUGAACGUGAUCCUUGUGUGCUAUUUGAUCAAGAGAGGAAACUGUGGGUCUAUUUACAUAGAGAAAGAGAAGAGGAAGAUUUUGACGAUGAUGGCACGUCGUCCACAAAGAAAUGGAAGAGGCAGAAAAAAGAUGUUGCUGAUCAAUCUGAUCAGGCACCAGUAACUGUUGCUUGUAAUGGGACUGGAGAGCAAAGUGGAUAUGAUUUGUGCUCUGAUCUCAAUGUGGAUCCACCAUGCAUUGAAGACGAUAAGGAAGCGGUUCAACUUCUGACUACUGAUACAAGGCCGAAUGCAGAGGAUCAAGUUGUUGUCAAUCCUGUUUCUGAAGUAGGCAAUUCUUGCGAAGACAAUUCAAUGACUUGGGAGGCUCUUGAUUUGAAUCCUACUCGAGAGUUAUGCCAAGAAAAUUCAACAAAUGAAGAUUUUGGUGAUGAAUCCUUUGGGAGAGAAAGACCUGUUGGACUACUAAGUGCAAGCUUAUUGUGAAGAAAUCUACAGGCUUGAGUCAUUCACAUUCAAGAGUUCAAUUACACCGGUUAUAGCUGUGCUUGUAUAUAUUGCGGGCGCAGUAUCUUUGUAUAUUGAUUUGGCCGGAAAGAAUAGGAUAGAAUAUGCGAUCUUGUUGAAGAUCAUGGAAGCUGGUUAGGUUAGCUGAAUGUUUUUGUGGCUUUACUUUUCAUAUAUAAUAAUACAAUUUGGUUCUCGAUAUAAAAUGAUCUUAUUUUGCUUCUUGUCUGAGGGAUCAAGAAGCUCUGAGUGGCACUAUUGUAUUGAAUCGCAAAAUUCUUAUAUUAUUAUGUAUAUAAACGGUUCAAUUAAGACAUGAUGUCUGUGGUACAUCCAAUAAAUCUGUCCAUCCAAAUGAUCAGGACAAAAUAUUAAUUA
Molecule: messenger RNA, 5020 nt
Organism: Medicago truncatula (barrel medic)
Lineage: Eukaryota; Viridiplantae; Streptophyta; Magnoliopsida; Fabales; Fabaceae
Exons: 3
Coding region: 497-4621 (1374 amino acids)
Cellular component (GO): Ino80 complex
Source: RefSeq, a predicted model, not a curated record